GUCCUGCGCCAAAACACGUCAUCACCGGCGCGACCAGCUGACCGCAGCGGCGCCAUUAGCAGCAAGAAGAGGAAGAAAGAGACCGGAGAUUAUUACAGCUGCACUCACUAUUCUGCUGGUGUGAUCAGGCUCUGGGUCUCUUCAGUAUUGAUGGCACAGAAGUUCUAUAGGACAUUUUCCAGGAUUCCCUCCAGUCACAGGGAUCAGAUGGAGAAGAUCAGUCACAGACAUGGCUGCUGUGAUCUGCUGCGGAUCUGCAGGAGACGGGCCCUGGACCACUAUCCAGACAGAGCGUCCAUCCGGGAGUGUGUGAAGCUGCUGGAGGAGUUUCUUGCAGAUGGCCGUCCCCGUGGUGCUCGGAUAUCCUGUAGGUGUCAGGAAUCUCUACAGGAUUCAUGGUCUCUGGCGAUGGUUCUGUCCCCGGCGUUCCAGGUCCUGUGCAGGCGCCAUGAGGAGGAGCGGAGAAUCACAGGGGCUCUGAGGGUCCCUUGUCUUCCAUCCAUCAGCUGAAGGACUCUCUGAAGAAGGAUUUGGCGGCUCAUCAGCUUUACCUUCAGGCCAUAGAGACCCGGCUGAGCGGCCUGGAGCGGCGGGCACAGGACGUCACCAGACACCUGGAGAGAGCCAAUCUGGAGCUGGAGGCCAUAAAGCAGGGAAGCGUCUCCCUGAAGACCCUGGUGGACGAGCAGAUGUCAGAAGACGCGGGGGAGCGGAGGAGCGGGCGGCCUGAAUCUUGCAGAAGGAAGGACUCGGGCCGCAGGUGUGCCAGCGAGUACCCCAGCAGGAGGUGGCGGUGGUGGGCACCACAGGGAGGAUCUGCAGCUCUCCACAUGUCAGCGCCAUGUCAGUGUGCUCUUAGAACAGAUAACGCAGCAGAUCAACCAGAUGGAGAGCGACAUAAAUGUCACGUCAAAGCUGCGCCAAAGUGCGGGGUAGCGAACGUGGAGCGCUGAUCUUCUCGUCGGUGAUCUGCUCAAGCACCUGAAGGAAGAAUCGCUAUCAUUAAAGUAAUAUUUAAUAAACCUAUUUAUU
This is a messenger RNA of Hyla sarda, 1032 nucleotides long. RefSeq lists its product as uncharacterized. Lineage: Eukaryota; Metazoa; Chordata; Amphibia; Anura; Hylidae. The record is from RefSeq and is a predicted model, not a curated record.